Messenger RNA from Ceutorhynchus assimilis (cabbage seed weevil), 7966 nucleotides. NCBI's taxonomy places the organism in Eukaryota, Metazoa, Arthropoda, Insecta, Coleoptera, Curculionidae. The record is from the annotation of a GenBank genome assembly.
UUUUAAUCUAUAUAGUUGUAUUCGUAGUUGUCAACAGAUGGUGCUGUCUUCAGUCGAGUAAUUUUCGUUUGAAUGAAGAGGGCUACUAACUAACAACUGUGACUUGACUGCUUGCUUGAGGGGAAAAUUUUAGGGAAGGAAAAAGAAGUUAAAAUGGCCGCCGUUGAUCGAUAAAUCUGAUGGUGUGUUUUCAAAAUAAUUUCCAGAGGAUUUUGGCUCAUAAAAACUAUAAAAAAUGACUCAAAAUUUAGUGUGAAUUGUUCGCGGUUGUGUUUUUCGGUUUAGUUACUGAUCGAGUGACCUUAGAAAUCAAGCAGACUGUAAUUUUGUUGUUUUAUUAUGUAGCAAUAAAGAGUAUAAUGUAAACUACCCACAAGUCUUUCACUGGAGUCACUGGACGACCAAGAAGUAAUUAUUAAUCCGAAAAUGGCGCAAACCCAGGGCGAGAUCAGGGUGGGUCCAGGCAACCAGGUAAAAGACAUUUAUGCUCGAUUACCAGAAUACAGGCCUGGGGUGCCUCCAGAACAACUGUCACCUGAUCCAGAAGAUACGCAUAUUAGGGAAGAGUUAAGAUGGGUCCCAGCAUUGACUACGGAUAAUGAUCUAAUAAUGUACCUGCGUGCAGCUCGUAGCAUGGCUGCAUUUGCAGGAUUGUGUGACGGUGGAUGUCCAGAAGAUGGUGCUAAUGCUGCUUCUCGGGACGACACAACUAUAAAUGCUUUGGAUGUGCUUCAUGAUUCAGGUUACGAUCCUGGACGCGCCCUGCAAGCCCUGGUAAAGUACCCAGUUCCCAAAGGUAUUGACAAAAAAUGGAGUGAAGAGGAAACAAAGAGGUUUGUUAAAGGUUUGAGGCAGUUUGGGAAGAACUUUUUUCGGAUACGGAAAGAUUUAUUGCCUCACCGAGACACACCUGAACUAGUUGAAUUCUAUUAUUUAUGGAAAAAAACUCCCGGUGCUAAUAAUAAUAGACCACACAGGAGACGUAGGCAAGGAUCUUUAAGGCGUAUUCGGAAUACACGGAAUAGUCGCGGAGGUACGACAAACGCCGGCACGGCAGGCCGAACCAGCGGAGCGGCAACUCCUGCACCUGAAACAACAGGACCACCUGGCGAAAAGAAACCUGAUGAGACCAGUUCGGUUACGGAGGAUGACAACGAGAGUGAGGAUGAUAGCGAUAGUCGGGACUCAAAUUAUCGGUGUUCGCAUUGCUUUACAACCAAUUCGAAAGACUGGCAACCUGGGGGCAAAGAUAAACAAAUACUUUGUUGGGAUUGUCGAACUUAUUUGCGUAAAACCAAUGAGUUACCACCUCUUACUGCUCCUGCUGCUACUGCCAAUACACCUCCUGCAGAAGGUCCUGAUGAAAGUCCCCAACGAAUGCGGACCAGAAACAAGGGCAGUAGCAAAGAGCAGCCAGCUAAUAACAGCAGUAAUAGGUCUAGAGGAAAAAGAGAAACCCCAGAACCUAAAACACCAGUUAAAGGAAGUAAUGGUAGCAAUGAUAAAGGCACUCCAAGCAAUCAACAAGGAACACCUGCGAAGAAGAAGGGUAAAAAUGAGAAAUCUGAGACGCCAAAUAAGAACAGAAAGAGAACACAAGACAAGAUCGAUGAUACCGACGGAGACGAAAAAGACAACUCUAGUAUAUUUAAGAAAAAACGAGAACGUGCCGACAGUCCUGCCAGUAUAACAUCAGAUUCUGGUUCUACGAAUGAAGAUACUGAAAAUACAGAAACUAGUCAAGAUACCAACAACAGUGGUGAAGCUACAUCUUUACCAAGCGUUUCCAGUGUUGCCAGUUCAACUACUAUUGGUACUGUUGUCAGUACCAAUACAAAUAAUAAUGUAAUAGUGCAACAGGACCAAAAUAAUUCAAAACCGCUAGUCGAAGAACCUGAACAGAAAGUUGGUUCUUUAGUAACAACGACAGUUAUUACACCUUCAAUACCUGUGAUUAGUUCUAGUAAAAGUCAGUCAGGGAGCUCUGUGGAGCCUAUGCCUCUUAAUGUGUCAAUUCGAUUGCCUGAGGAUAUUAUCGAGAGGAAGAAUUUAAUUAAAAGAAACCUAGAAAAUUCUCUUGAUGCUAAAGACACCCUAAAAUUCAAUCCUGCAUCACUACCUUUUAGCCAACCACAACAACAGCAAGAAGAAAUUAAAAAAGAAGUCAACAUAAAACCAGAAAACUUACUAAUGAAAAAAGAUGAAGUCAAAGACGAAAUUAAGGAGCCUGUACAGGCCCAGACUCCUCCACAACCCUUACAACUUCUGGAACAGAAACCUGCAUCGUUCAAACCCGAACUGGCUUCAAAAAUGGAAAAACAAAUUAUCAAAGAAGAAUUAGACUCUAGUAAUGAUGCCUCGCUGCUAAGUAUAAGUUCCAAAGAAGACUCUAGCAGUCAACCAUCUCUAAGCAAUUACAAAGAAAAUCCUAUGUAUAUGCAUCCAAAUAUGAACUUGAAAGAGAGCAUCAGUUUCGGAAUGAAGGACCCUCCGCUAAGCAACCAUCUUCAGCCUAAUCAUGCUAUGAAUCUCAAAGAAAAUAAGGAACCUAUUAUCAAUAUGAAUCAUUCGAGUUAUUUGAAAGAUGGGAGGGCGCAGGAUCAGAAUCCUUUUGGUUUUCCAGGACGAGAACCACCAAGGGAAAAUCCUGGCAGUACAAAUACAGUAAUUAAAAUGGAACCCAGAGAAGAGCCCAUUGAGCUCACAAGCCAAACUAGAAGCGAACCUAUACCCUAUGGUACCAUGCCUCCUCUGAAUCUUCCCCAAGGAGUGCCCAUGUCUCAGCAUUUGCCUCAAACUCAGACUAGGAACAAUGAGGAUGAAAAAUCUCGGCAAGAUAAAUUGGAAAGACCAGAAAGAAUCGAUCGGCCAGAUUUGACUCCCAUGAGCUCUGGAACUACCAUUGGUCAACCUCCAUUGCCUAUGCAGUCUGGGAAUCUUGUAACUAUUGGGGGGUCUCAGCCUCCUCCUUCUAUAGGGCAUUAUGGGUUUAUGCCUCCUUAUGGUAGAUCUCAUUCACCUCCUAGGGGCUUGGAGAAGCCUCCUCAGCCUUCUCAUGUUCAACAACAACAGAAUGAACCCCAAAAUCUGAAAAUAAAACAAGAAGUUCAGGAACCACCUUCAAAUCCACCUCCAGUCAAUUUUGCUGGAGGUUAUGGCUCUAGUGGACCCUUACCUCCCACAUCACAGGGCUUACCUCCCACUUCUGCUGGAUUUGUACCUCCUCCGCCUUCACAUUUGGCAGAUCCAUUACAAAGCUUGAAGGACGUCAAGGUUCCUGGCUAUUUGCCACCACCGCAACCUCCUCGAACUCCAGAGAGAAGUUCUUCAGAUAGGCCGCCUUCUGGUCCAACACUGGAUAUCAUUAAAAAAGAACAACUUGACUUUGGCGGACCACCACCCAGCAGGGCUAGUCCUGCCCAGUCUGGAGGUAGUGAGAAAUGCUUGACUCCUAAAACCAGCAGUACACCUACACCACAGGUUAUUUCACAGACACCGCCACUACGUCAGCCGCCAUCAUCGCCACACUCUGCUAUUAAUCUGAUUAGUCCCGGAAGUAGCACUGGCAGUAUUGGAGGUGGCGCACCUUCACAUCCGCAGGUUUCAUUGCCAGCUCCACACCCUGCACAACCACACCCUUCUUAUCCUGGAUCUAUGCCUCCGCCGCAUUUGAUGCACCCUUCAUUUUUGCAUUUCCAUGGUCAUCCUGGCUACCCAGCGUACCCCUUCGGGGCUUAUCCAUAUCCUUACCCUAUACCUCAGCCUCACGCCAUUCCACCUCCGACUUCAAGAGAAAUGGCUGGACCACCAAAGAUAGAUACCGUAAGCGCUACAGUUAUGUCAUCACAACAUAGCACAAGUAGUACAUUGACGACGAAGAGGGAAACUAGGGAGUCAGAUGAGCAUGGAGGUGAAAGACACCAGAGCCAUGAAAUGACACUUACGCAUAACCAAAGUAUAUCGCACAAUAGUUCUAUUCAUGCCAGUGUCGAAAAACAACCAUACGGCGGCAGCCACAGCAGCAUCACAAUCUCUCACAGCACAAGCACCAGUUCUAGUCAUCAGAUGCAACACAAAGUCAAUCAGAAAACUUUGCCUCCUCGAUCGGUUUCGCCUGGAGCUCACGGUCAACAAACGACAAUACAGCAAAGCAGUUCGUCCACAACUACCAGUGGUAUGGGUAAUCAACAACACACCCAUCAUCAUACGCACACGCAUCACGACCGGAUGUCGCCGACCAUGUUGAGGUUGAAAGCGCCGCCGCAGGCUAAUCCUCAUCAUUUGAUGAUUCAGCCGCCGAAUAUGGGUCAUCAUCCAUCUGGAUUGGGCCCUCCCCCAAUGUCUGGUAGUUCUCUUGACGCUCUUCGUGCUCAUGCCGCUCAAGCAGCGGCUAAUAUGCAACAACAACAACAACAACAGCAACAACACCAGAGUUCAAUGCAUCCUCCAAGUACAUCUCCAAUGAAUCCUCCCCAAAAAGGCCUUUCAGACGAUGUGGUUAAGAUUGAGCCAGAUCACGAUGGUUCUCCAGAGGACGACAGCCAAAGUAGUCCUGUGGGACCACCAAGAGGCCCAUCACCCGAGCCCAGAAUUGAAGACACUGAAUGUCACAGAAGUCAAUCGGCUAUUUUCUUGAGACACUGGAAUCGGGGAGAUCAUAACUCUUGCACUCGAACUGACUUAACUUUCAAACCAGUCCCUGAUUCGAAACUUGCCAGAAAGCGAGAGGAGAGAAUAAGGAAACAAACGGAAAGGGAACGAGAAGAAAGGGAGCGAGCGCAACAGGCUCAAGCGAGAAAAAUUCAAACUCCCGAUAAACCUGACGUCAAACCCCCUUCCAGAGGACCUAUGGAAAGUAUAUCUGCUCCAUAUGAAAGGUUCCCGAGGCCCGGAUUUCAGGAUACGCCGGCUUUGAGGCAGUUGUCUGAGUAUGCUAGGCCACAUGCUGGGUUUAGUCCUGGGCAUAUGCCAAGAUCUUUGAUACCUCCGUCUGUGAUGGACCCUAUGCUGCAAUAUCAGUUAAAUAGCAUGUAUGGUCCUGGGGCAAGAGAAAGAUUGGAAUUGGAGCAUCUUGAAAGAGAGAAGAGAGAAAGAGAAAUUAGAGAGUUGAGGGAAAGGGAACUCAAUGAUCGGUUGAAAGAAGAAAUAAUGAAAUCGGGUAUGAGACCACCAAAUACAGUGGAUCCCCAUUGGUUAGAAAUCCAGCGACGAUAUGCCGCCGCUGGGUUGGCUGGACCUCCUGGCGGUCCUCCUGGGUUAUUACCGCAUCAUUUUGCACUAUAUCCAGGGGGCGGUAGUGCUGCCCAACUGUCUCAAAUGGAGAGAGAAAGGUUGGAGAGAUUAGGAAUCCCACAAUCGGGCGGGCCCGGUCCUGGAGGACCACCCGGCCACCCUCACCACCAAGCUCAUGCUGCUGCCCAAUUGGAGGCCGCUGAACGUUUAGCUUUGGCUACAGAUCCCAUGGUACGGCUACAGAUGGCGGGCAUAUCUCCAGAGUACCACGCCCAUACGCACGCCCACACGCACGCGCACACACACCUACAUUUGCAUCCUCAACAGCAACAAGCGCAACAGGAGGCCGCUGCUGCAGCGGCUGCAGCUGGAUUUCCUCUGCCAGCAUCUGGCGCGCCAGGGUACCCUAGACCGGGAAUGAUGCCAGGAAGAGACGCUCCGCUAGGUCUCCACCAUCCCGACUUGCUGGGCAGACCCUACGCUGACCAACUGGCUCACCAGGCGGCAGCCCAUGAACAGCUACAAAGGCAGAUGAUGCUAGAAAGGGACAGGUUUCCGCCUCACCCCUCGAUCGUGGCUCAACACGAGGAAUACCUAAGAUAUUAUUACCAUUUGGGCCAAAGCUAUACCAUAUUUCAGCGCCCAACAAGGGGCGCUGAGGACCUACUAUCUACAUAUAUCAACUAUACGAGACAAACUAGUAGAGAGCAAUCGUUAGCAGAAAAAAAAAAUGCAAAAAAGUAUAUUCCAGAAAAACAUAUUAAUUAUAUACAUACGAUAUAGAACUUUAAUUUUUUAAACUAUAUUUUGCAAAAAGAUAGAUAGUUAUAGAAAUGGGAGAGCAAGAGAGCGAGAGAGAGUGUAAAUGAAAGAGUGUACGUCGCUGUGGUUGUUAGAGGUUUAAUGGCAAUUAAUUUAUUAGUAUUUAUAAUAUUAUUUAAGUGCAUAAAAGUGAGUUUUGGUAUCUUAAUAAUUACAACUGUCAGUUCUAUUUUAUAUUUACUUCAAUUCGUAUCAGAUCUUUUACUUAGUGGGAGUGUGGGUAAUGACAAUUAGAGCAAAUUGAAAAUCCUCUGAAAUGUUUGCAUAGAUUUUUCAAGUUCAAAUUAUUGUUUUGUGCAAUAAAAAAUUUAUAUUUUAUUCUAGUCAACUUUUGCAAUCAUUUUUCACAUGUCUUUUCAGUAGAGUCCAGUGACGCUUUUGUUUGAUAAAUAAAUUGAUUAAUAUACAGGGUGACCGGAAAAUAGCGUAAAAGCUCUUCACUACGUGGUGGAGAACUUUUCAAAAAUCUGAUGGCAUUCUUGAGAAAAUGGACUGUAAAAUUAAAUUGUAUUAGAUACUCUUUUGACUCGUUUCAUUAUAAUGCAUCAUAGUUGUCGUUGUUAAGAUUACCCAAAUACUCAUUAAAAAGUGUUUUUCUAAAGAGCUUUAAUACUGUUCUGAAUGACAUUGGAACUUAUGUUGAAUAAUUAAUUCAAUUUUAAUAUUUAAACAUGUCAAAAGAUUAAUAUCUUAAGACAUUUAGGCGGGAGUCAAAAAGUUUCAAGUAAGUUGGACUAAUUAUUGAACGCAAUGGCAAAUAUUUUUAAAAUACUUAGAAUAUAUUCCAAAACUUUUCUAGAAAUGUACUAUACGAAUAAUCAUGUUCGUGUUGAGCUAAAUACUUUUUAUAGUUUUUUUGUUUCCUAAAUUAAUUAUUUGUUCAAAACAAGCUUUCCGGAGACGAUCAAGAUUUUAUUUUUAUUUAGUUUUUUAACUGACUACCUAUUUUUUAUUUAUUUAUUUUUGCAAUUUUGGUUUGUACACUUUUGUCGAUAUCUCAUGUGUCUGAAAAUCGAUGGUGUUAUUACUGUAAUGUAAUUUGUUUUUGAUAAAAAUUUUACUCUAAUUCUCUGUCAAUCAAAAUAGCGUCAUUAGCAGUUUUUACAGGUCAAUUCAAUAAAAAAUAUUCUUUGGUAUUACAUCAUCACUUUUUUUAAAAUUAUUACAAUGAGGCUUAACUACAGUGUUCAACAAAAAUCAUAGAUUUUAGUCUUCCCGCAGCCCAAGCUCAGAAUAAAUCGCCUCUUUUUUUAUUUAUUGUAAAUUUAUUUAUUUAAUUAAGCCGAUUCUUAUAAAACUUACAAACUAGUCAUGAUUGCUGUGACUUGUUUGUUAUUUUUGUGAGAUUAGGCCAUUCUUGUUGGAACAACUCGGUAUAUAAUUUUGUAAAAAUUUCGCUUUCUGUACAGAUCUGUAUACUUUGAAAAACUUUAUUGCAUAUUAUUAUUGUCCAGAAAAUUUUUAUUGUGCAAAAUUAAAUCAAAAUAUGUAAUAUUUAUGUAUUUAGUUGUGAUUAUAUUAGUUAUUUUGAAUUUCUGUAGUGUUUGUUUUGUAUAUUAAUUGUUUUCUGGACUGGAAUAAUAUUCUGUAGGUAAAAAUUAAUAUUCUUAAGAGAGUUUUAAACAAAAUAAUUAGUGCGUGAUUUUUCUGUUGUUUUUAUUUGGUACUAGUACUUAUAAUUAUUGUGUAUUUUUAUGUAUAUUUUUGUUUAUACUUUUUAUUCUCGUAAAGCUAUGUCAAUAUAAUGUUUUUACCAAAGACACUUGUAUUGUUUUUUUUGGUCUCACAGAAAGAACAUGGAAGGUUAUUGACUCGCACCACUUCAAAGAAGCAAUCUAGCCUCAAGUUCCUGUAUGUACAAGGUAUCCAUGUAUGUACAAAACGAGGUUCAUUUCAGUAUUACAACCUGCAA